AUGCCAUUUAUUCCUAAUACAUUAUUAGAAAUUCUAGGUAAGGAUAAAACAAAAUAUAAAAAUAAUUUAUUUCAAAAAUUAGAAGAAAUUGAAGUAAAGAUUCACACGUUAACUGAUAAUGAAAAUAAGAUAAUUCAAAAAUUAGAAGACAAUGAAAAGAUAAUUCAAGAACUAAAAAAAAUUAAAGAA
Messenger RNA from Racocetra fulgida, 189 nucleotides. The record is from the annotation of a GenBank genome assembly. Lineage: Eukaryota; Fungi; Glomeromycota; Glomeromycetes; Diversisporales; Gigasporaceae.